Populus trichocarpa (black cottonwood) is the source of this 1112-nucleotide messenger RNA. Its product is annotated as protein DMR6-LIKE OXYGENASE 1. The transcript has 4 exons. The record is from RefSeq and is a predicted model, not a curated record. NCBI's taxonomy places the organism in Eukaryota, Viridiplantae, Streptophyta, Magnoliopsida, Malpighiales, Salicaceae. The coding region runs from base 38 to 1090 and encodes 350 amino acids.
GAAUAAAAACAUCCCUACAAAUUAUUUAGCUUCAACAAUGAUGUACUCUAAUGAGGUGCUAUCAUCCCUUUUAAUCUCUGACGUGAAAGAUGUUCCAUCCAACAACAUUAAUCCUAUCUUUGAUCUACCAAAACUCUCAGAGCUUGAUGCAUCAGAUGACUCCAUUCCUCUCAUUGAUCUUGAUGGCCUCAACGGUCCAAACCGGUCUCUCAUUAUCAAUCAGAUUGGCCAAGCAUGCGAAGAAUAUGGUUUCUUCAUGGUGAAGAAUCAUGGAAUUCCAGAGGCAACGAUUAACAACAUACAAAGUACAGCAAUGAAAUUCUUCAAGCUGCCAAAUGAGGAAAGGUUGAAAUUUCAAUCAAUUGACCCUACCAAGACCAUCAGACUGACUACUGGUUUUAACAACAAGAAUCAGAAAGUCUUUGUCUGGAGAGAAUCCUUGAAAUUUCAUAGUUAUCCUAUCGAAGAUUAUGAGCAUGAAUGGCCUUCAAAUCCUCCAUCAUUCAAGGAGGAUGUGGCUAAUUAUGGCACAAGUGUUAGAGGGCUAGAAUUCGCAUUGCUUGAAGCCAUAUCGGAGAGCCUAGGCCUGGAAAGAGAUUAUAUAGACAAGACAUUGGGCAUGCAUGGCCAAGGGAUAGCCUUGAACUACUAUCCACCUUGUCCACAGCCAGAGCUUACUUUCGGAUUGCCUGGCCAUACUGACCCUAGCAUAAUCACUAUUCUUUUGAUUGAUGAUGUUCCUGGACUCCAAGUCCUCAAAAAUGGCAAGUGGGUUAAUAUUCGUCCUAUUCCCAACACUUUCGUCGUCAAUGUUGGUGAUCAAAUUCAGGUACUUAGCAAUGAUCGAUACAAAAGUGUGCUUCAUCGUGUUGUUGUGAACUGCGAUAAAGAGAGAAUAUCUAUUCCUUCGUUUUACUAUUCAUCACCAGAUACAGUAAUAGGGCCAGCAAAAGACUUGAUCGACAAUGACCAUCCAGCCAUCUAUAGAAAGUCUGCAUGUAGAGCAUUCAAUGAGAGAAUGUGGAAUGGAGGGCUUGCAGCAGCUAAAGCAGCGAAAUCCCAACCAGAUGUGUCCAGUCCUGCUGCUUAAUGUGUUCGAAAAAUGCAUGGGA